This is a messenger RNA of Xyrauchen texanus (razorback sucker), 1713 nucleotides long. RefSeq names its product secretory carrier-associated membrane protein 5-like. The transcript is spliced from 7 exons. The record is from RefSeq and is a predicted model, not a curated record. Gene Ontology annotation, cellular component: trans-Golgi network membrane; recycling endosome membrane. Lineage: Eukaryota; Metazoa; Chordata; Actinopteri; Cypriniformes; Catostomidae. Gene Ontology annotation, biological process: protein transport. The coding region runs from base 278 to 970 and encodes 230 amino acids.
GCGGGGAAUGACAGCUAUACAUCAAGAAAGAAGAUUGCAACUAGCAAUCUUAAGAAACAGAUCUGCUUCCCUGCGUACUUUAGUUGUGAAUUGUGUUUUAUAUUGUCAACUCCUAACCGGAAUAUGUGCUUGAGCAUGCACUAGAAGCCAUGAUAUUUUAGAGUGGCGCAUGGUGUGAAGGAGAAGGUUACCUGACAAAACGCCUUCUACAGUGUAUGUUCUUCACUUGGAGAUAACUCUGAAGCAAAAGAAGCCUUAAACUACCAACAUUAUCCCAAUGGCUGACAACAACUUUCCUCCUCUGCCUAGCUUUAUUCCUCUGAAGCCAUGCUUCUACCAGGACUUUGAGGAGAUACCUGACCAGCACCGAACCACGUGCAAGAGGCUAUACUACUUGUGGAUCUUGUAUGGUGUCACCCUGCUGGUGAAUUUCUUCGGCUGUAUGGCUUGGAUGUUUGGUGGUGGAGGAGUGACUAACUUUGGCAUGUCAAUCAUAUGGGUUAUUCUCUUCACCCCAUGUUCCUAUGUGUGCUGGUUCCGACCCAUUUACAAUGCCUUCAAGACUGACAGCUCAUUCUAUUUCAUGGCGUUCUUCUUUGUCUUCAUGGCACAAUUUUUCAUUUCAAUAAUUCAGGCCAUUGGCAUCCCAGGAUGGGGCGUUUGCGGCUGGUUAGGCACCAUCUCCUUCUUUAGCACGAGUAUCUUUGCUUCCAUCCUUAUGCUAAUCCCCACGAUCAUGUUCACCGCAGUCGCUGCCAUUUCAUUUAUCGCCCUAACUAAGGUUCAUAAUUUUUACCGAGGCAGUGGGGGCAGUAUGAGUAAAGCCCAGGAGGAGUGGGUGUCUGGUACCUGGAAAAACCCUCACGUUCAGCAGGCAGCUCAACAGGCAGCUCUGGGUGCCACUGCAGGGGCAAUGCAGGGCCAGCAGGCACCGCAGUACUCUACACCCACCUAUGACAAUACCAUGUAAAACAGUAUGAAAAAAUAAAUAGUGAUUACCGGUAGAUUCAGGCUAAGCUGGAAACCUCCUGUUGGUCUUAGCUGUUUGUGUUGUAGCUGAAAGAUGUUAUUAUCAGGUUACUUUUGCCUGAGAUGAGAACAAGAAAGUGAUAUUGUAAAAACCAUGUAGGAUUUUCUUUUUUAUUUAAUGCUUCUGGUUUGUUUAAUAUUGUAUGUAUAUUUUGGCUCAUUUUUAAUUUAUUUGAUAUUUAAAAAGUAGUGGAAAAGUAAUGGUGAUUUCUAUAUUGAAUAUCAUUUUUUUAGUUAUGCUCAAAUCUGAAAUAUUUUAUUGGCAAGAGCUAAAGAAAAAAAAAAGAACAAAUCCUUAUCCAAUAUCACGAACGGCUGGAAAAGUCAUAGAAAUGUAUUUGUCAAGUACCCGAACCCUGUGUAACAUAGAGAAACAGAAUGGUUGUGAAGUUUAUAAAGCUGUAUGAAUUAAUUAGACUAGUUUCAUUUUAAUUGCAAAUUUGUGUAUUAUCUGUAGAUAAUAAUUUGUUUCAUUAUAAUUUGACUUCAAAAUAACUUUAUAGUUGAAUAUAGAUGCAGCUGUCAUCUGAUCAAAUAAUAUACUGCAAAAUCAAAUUAUAUACUUCUACAAUGGUUGUAACUGUUUCUUUUUUCUUCUUUUUCUUUUUAAAGGGAUACUGUGUAAAAAUGUAAGGAAAUGUAACUUUUGUUUGUUUUCCAUUUAAAACAUUUAAAACUAAAACA